AUGGGUACUUGCAACUUUCAAGUUGAUACAAUCUCUCAUUGGCUAAUUGAAGGCUAUUUGGGUCCCAUUAAUCAUGUGGAAGAGGCUUAUGGGGAAGGACACCAAAUUCUGAUGGAGCUUAUAAAUCGUGGCGUGCUAAAAAUUCAAGAGGAUAAUAUCAUUGUCAUGGAAGGAUCAAUGCUGAAUUUGGUCGAUCAUCGUCUUCGCGGAUAUUUUGCAACUGCUAAAGUGGGGCUGGCAAAUGUGCUCAAGGUUGAUAAAUGGAAAGGUCUUGGGAGAAUCACACUGGUUGAUGGUAUGAUCAAAAUGCUACAUACUGGCAUAAAAGGGGAAAAGAUUUCCACAGUACUGAUUGAUGGAAGUCAUCUCUCACGAGAAGUACCGCAAACGUUCUUUCAGCACAUGUGUGAACUAGAAGUUCUUGCUCUUUUUUAUCCCAGACUCAAGUUCCUCCCCUCAUCUUUGUCUAAUAUGGAGAAUUUACUUGUGCUUGUGCUAACCUGUGAUUUAUUGGAGGACAUAAGCUGCAUCAAAGAACUCAGGAGUUUGACUGUUCUCGAGAUAUCCAAUGCUAGCGCCUGGAAAAACAUCCCAGACAAUCUAUUUGAAAAACUAUCUCGCCUUCAAAGCCUUAACCUAUCUGCACUUGGCAUUAAAUCGUUCACUCUUUCCAACUUGAGGGAGCUUCGCUGGCUCUUUCUUAGACAGUGUUCUUGCUUGGAAGAAUUGCCCAAACUACAAGCAUUUACAAACAUUGAAGUGCUUGAUCUCUGUGGCGCUGCCUCUUUGAGAAGGUUCCAGGACAAGAACUCUGCCCCUCUGCAGAAACUUCAGAUCCUUGACCUUUCAAACACUAGAAUUGAACGCCUACCCAUAUUUCAUGAUCCUAAAAGGUAUCCAUUUCUUAAAGACCUCAGGCGGCUACUGCUCAGUGUUUGUAAUCACUUAGCUAGACUUCCCAGUCUAAAACCAUUAUCUGGUCUUCAAAUUGUUGACCUUUCUGGUGCUAAUAUGUUGAAGGAAUUUAGUGAUGAAUCCUUUGAAAAAAAUGAUGUGCUUAAAAUUCUUGAUCUUUCUGGUACUUCUAUAAGUCAAUUGUCUUUUGACGAUCUCAAAUUGAGAGGAUAUUCCAGGCUGGAAGAACUGCCUUGCACAACAACUCUCACAGACAUCGAGUUACUUGAUCUUUCUAAUGCCUCUAGCUUGGAAAGAUUUAGAGACAAAUCCUUUGAGCAUCUGAAACUUCUUCGUUAUCUCAACCUUUCAAAUACCAAGGUUACACAUCUGCCUUCACUUUCCAGACUUCAUAACCUUCGUGAGCUUUUGCUAAGGAAUUGUGUUUGUGUAAAGAAACUGCAAAAUGUUAACCAGCUUAAAAGGCUCGAAUUCCUUGAUCUUUCAGGUUGUCGAUCUCUGACAGAAAUACAAGAAGGAUCCUUUGAGCAGAUGCCUAGGCUUCAGACCCUCAACCUCUCUGAAACUAAAGUUAAAUUCCUGCCAUCUCUUUGCGGUCCAGGUAACCUCUGUCAUCUUCAAUUGAGAAACUGCACCAGCCUAGAAAAACUUUUUCCGCUGGAAUCUUUAUCGAAACUUGAAGUACUUGAUCUAUCUGGUUCAAGGUCUUUAUCUGAAAUCAAAGCUGAAAGCUUUGGGUUAACAAGCCUUGAAACUCUUGACCUAUCAGAAAUCACGCUUGUAGGGCACUUAUCCAUGUCUCACCUUUCCAAGUUAAGCAAUCUCACUCAGCUUUCACUGAAAGGUUGUUUGGCCUUGGAAGAAGAGCCAUGCCUGGAAGUUCUUACAAAACUUAAGGUUCUGGAUUUCUCUGGGACAGCUGUUAAUUCUCUCCCAUCUGUGGACAAGCUUAUCCACUUUAGAAAAUUUUUGCUUAGAGGUUGUUCCAGGUUAGGAAAGUUGCCGUCCCUGAAAUCACUCUCUCGUAUGCAGGUUCUUGAUCUAUCAGGUACAGGAAUCAAGGAACUUCCUGAUGGGAUUUUGGAUUUGACUUAUUUAAAUCACCUUGAUCUACCUGACUUGAAAGUUCUUCAGGAAGUUGGCUGGGACAAAGUAAAGCACAUACCUGAGGAGCUAAACUGGGAUCAAUGCAGUAUUACAGAGCCAGUACAAAUUCUUUUAGAUGGUGAGGAGAAACCUUGCAUACUAGUAAAUGGUACCAAAUUUUUUCAAGCAUUGAGAGAAAAUCCCGAGUUAAGAGAGAUGUGUUUGAAACAGAUGUCUCUCUCAGUUUGUCCUAUGAAUCAAGACAACUAUAGUAAUAACUAUCCCCUCAGAGAUGAACUGAUGAACAAUAUCUACUUCCAGCUUAGGCAUUUUUCUGAUUGUAAGGAGCAGAGGCAGACCAUGGAAAUUCGUGGAUUUGAUGAAUUUCCCACUGGUCUUGACAAUGUCCUCAAGGAUGUUGAAUAUCUCUCCUUGGUUGAAAAUCCAUUCAUGAGUCGUUUGUCUGAUUUAGGCAUUGUCAACUUGAGGAAGAUCAAGGGUUUUUGGCUGGAGAAAUGUUCUAAAUUGAAGAGCAUUCUUUGCGAUGAAACAGAUGUGAAACUGGGGGAAGAUCUGGAGAUUUUAUGGAUCUCAUUGCAAAGUCUAUGCAGUGAGAAGGUGAAUCUGAAUAAUCUUCAACAUUUGCACAUAGAUUGUUGUCCAAUGCUCGAGUAUGUUUUCCCUAUCCCACCUGUGCUGGAGAACCUCAAGACCCUUCAGAUUAAAUUCUGUGAUAAAGCGAAGAGAGUAUUUAAGGGUAACGAGUCAAGCAAGUAUUCUUUGCAGAACUUGCACACAUUGUGUCUGGUAGAACUGCCUGAGCUGACAAGUGUUGGGGCUAAAUUACCUGCUCUAGAUGUAUUUUAUCAUAAUGAAUGCCCCAAGCUGAAGGAUACAAAAGAAAGUCUAAUGUCGAGGAUGCAUGCAUCUGAGUGAAUUGCUCGAGCUUUAGUGGAGUUGCCAUGUCUGCUACCUUCUCAAGUUAUGGACUGAAGCAAGAAGCUGUCCAGUGUGAUCAGAGAGUUAGCAGCAGAAAGUUGAAUGGCCGUGGCAUACAUAACUUGAGCUUGGUGGUUGGUAUUUUCAGGUUUAAGUUUGGAUUCUCCUAUUGUAACUCAAGAAAACUUGAACUUGGUAUUCUAGUUUGCAUUUUCUUAUACUACUCUCACCCUACUUCUUGAUGAUGAUGAUAAUGGAGAGAGAGUAUUUCGUUAUUCCCAUGAUUCAACAGAAGUUAAUCCUAAGUUCUAUUUGUUCUAUAUGAAAAGUAAUGAAAUAGCUACGAAAAUCUUCAAACGAA
Messenger RNA from Ricinus communis (castor bean), 3301 nucleotides. Its product is annotated as probable disease resistance protein At5g45510. NCBI's taxonomy places the organism in Eukaryota, Viridiplantae, Streptophyta, Magnoliopsida, Malpighiales, Euphorbiaceae. The record is from RefSeq and is a predicted model, not a curated record. Gene Ontology annotation, molecular function: protein binding.